Messenger RNA from Neopsephotus bourkii (Bourke's parrot), 1002 nucleotides. It is a transcript of the gene TSPAN1, whose product is annotated as tetraspanin 1. The transcript has 8 exons. NCBI's taxonomy places the organism in Eukaryota, Metazoa, Chordata, Aves, Psittaciformes, Psittacidae. Gene Ontology annotation, cellular component: membrane. The coding region runs from base 102 to 815 and encodes 237 amino acids. The record is from RefSeq and is a predicted model, not a curated record.
GGGGAUCCAGCGGCGGAGGCGGCCCCGGGGCCGUGCCCGCUUAAAAGGCGUCAGUGCGGUCGGGACGGGGCGCUGGGACCGGUCUGCGUUCAGGUGCAAAGAUGGGGUGCUUCACCUUUAUCAAGGUCAUGAUGAUCCUCUUCAACCUGGCCAUAUUCCUCAGUGGUGGGACCCUGCUAGGAGUUGGCAUCUGGGUCACAGUGGAUGGACAGUCGUUCCUGGAUAUAUUUGGGGCAAUCUCCUCCAGCAUCCUGCAGGUUGUGAAUGUGAGCUACUUCCUCAUCGUCAUCGGUGCCAUCCUGCUGGUGAUCGGCUUCCUUGGCUGCUACGGAGCACAGAAGGAGAGCAAAUGCCUCCUGAUGAUGUUCUUCGCAGUGGUGCUGAUCAUCUUCAUUGCUGAAGUCGCUGCUGCCGUGGUGGCUCUGGUCUACACGGGUGUUGCAGGGACACUGCUGACGGCGGUGGUGACCCCUCUCCUGAAGGAUAAGUACGGGGUGGAUAAGAGCUUCACACACAUCUGGAAUGUCACCAUGACAGAGGUCCAUUGCUGUGGCCUGAAUAACUACACAGACUUCAACGACUCCAUCUGGUAUAAGGACCACGGAACCUACCCCGAUCCCUGCUGUAACAGCACACAGCCCUGCACCUACACGGCAGCUGCAGAAAGCAAAGUCACGGGUUGUUUCAAUCAGAUCUUGGAAGAAAUCAGGACCCAUGCAGGUGUGGUGGGUGGCGUGGCUGCUGGCAUCGCUGCCUUGGAGAUUGCAGCCAUGGUGGUUGCCAUGUACCUGUACUGCCAUCUGGACCAGAAAUGACCCCACGAAGCAGGAGAUGAUCUGCCCCCACAUCGUGCCGAGGUGCUCCCGUGGCGUGCCGUGCUCUCCGGGGGACCCCAGCGCUCCCUGGGCCUGAUGCUGUCUUGUGCACUGUGAUUUUGUAGCUGUGUUUUGAUCUACUGAGCUGGGAUCUGUAGAGUUUGUGUAUAUUUUUGUACUGUUAUGG